Molecule: messenger RNA, 2877 nt
Organism: Lodderomyces theae
Lineage: Eukaryota; Fungi; Ascomycota; Pichiomycetes; Serinales; Debaryomycetaceae
Gene: AGO1
Product: Ago1p
Exons: 1
Coding region: 1-2877 (958 amino acids)
Molecular function (GO): protein binding; RNA binding
Source: RefSeq, a predicted model, not a curated record
AUGAGUGGAUCCAAAGGCAGAGGCCGCGGUGGGAGAGGUGGUAGAGGUGGUAGUGGAAGGGGUGGAUCAUCACAAAGAGGUGGAUUCAACUCAAGAGGAGGUAGAGGCAGAGCUGCUGGUCACAGUGUAUACAAAAUUGGCGAUGUGCAUGUUGAGUUUGAAAAGAAAGCAAGAAAUGAAGAUGCAUUACUGGCUUUGCAAAAAUACAAACUGAAAUACGCUUCUGAAAUUGAGGACGAACCGUACAAGAUUCAAUUGAGGCCCGAUUACGGAAGCGUCGGUGUUAAAACCGAAGUUGGUACAAAUUAUUUCAAGUACCAAGUUGCGGGAUUGAAGUUGUACACUUACUUUGUCGAGGAUCAAGAAGACCCAGAGAAAGGAGACGCAAAAGAAAAGGAGUUUAAAGGCAAACGUCCAACUCUAAAGGUUAGAGAUGCUGUCAAUAAUUACUUGUUCACCAUAGAGCCUUUCAAGAGCAAACGCUCUCAGAUUUACUACCGUGACUUCCAUACGCUUUAUGCCAAGAUCCCAUUACCGAUAGAGGAUGAUGCUGUCUAUCCAAUCCCUGGAAAAUCGGCUUCCAUUAAAGUGCAGUUUGUCAAAGAAUUAAAGUUUGAUGACUUGAUCAAGUACUCGACAAUUAAAAAGUACACAAAAGACUUUCAAGAGGUUACAGAGUACACUAAUGCUUUAAUUUCAGUGAUUGGGUCAAAAGUUUUGGAAAACAAAAGCGUUGUUGGCUUGGGUUCAAACAAGUUUUUCUUUUUUGACAAGAACACUCCAAUUGAAGAUUUUCAACAGGGUUUGUUUAUCGCAUUGGGGACUUUUCUUUCCGUUAGACCCUCCUUCAAUAGUAUCCGAGUCAACUUAAAUCCCACUCCCGCGAUAUUCUACAAGGCAUUCAAGCCUGACGGACAGCCAAUGAACGUCAUUGAUUUGACCAAGGAUUAUCUUGGAAUAUCUCAAACGCCAACUGAAUCAGAUUUCAAAAAGGUGCAACCUUUCCUCAAGGGUGUUAAGAUUUACCGGGAUUAUCUCAAGAGAAUGUCAGGCAAAGCGGUUCAAGGGUUGUAUUUCAAGGAGAAUGCAAAUACUCAUACAUUUGAAGAAUCCGAGGGAAAAGUAGUGUCUGUUGCCACUUACUUUGAAGCCAAAUGGGGAAUCAAAUUGAAGUACCCCAACUUACCUUUACUUAAGAUUGGACCAACUGCUUAUGUGCCAAUGGAGGUUGCUUUCAUUGUGCCACACCAGCAAUUUAAAGGAGAUGUAUGGGACACAAGAACAAUAAUCAGGCUCACUGCGAUGCGACCAAUGGACAAGGCAAAAUUAAUUAAUCAACAUAAAUCGUCUACAUUUGGUGACGUUGACUUUGGUAAGGUUGAUUCACAGUUUACAAAAGUUACAUCAAGAGUGUUGUCUGCACCUGUUAUUGAGUACAAAAACAAGAAGAUUGUUUACAAAGAGGAGGCAUUUAACGGGAAAACUGAAAAAAGCAAAGGGAACUGGAAUCUUGAGAGUGCUCAGUUUGUUGAAGCUCCUAAGGGGAAACCUCUUUACAAGUUUGGUGUUGUCGUCUUGAAAAAUCAGUAUCUUUCAAGAAAAAAGGAUGACCUAGCCCAAGCCUGCUCAUUACUCUUUGGAGAAUUGAACAGAUUGGGAAUCAAGAAUGCCGGUGACAAGUUUAUGAAAUACUCGGUUGACUUGAACUCGUCAAGCAUGACUGAUGAAGGUCUGCUUGAAAAACUGAUUGCAGGUAUAUUCCAAACUGCCAAAUUGAAAGACAAGUGUGACUACAUAAUUGCAAUUUUGCCAUCAAAGGAUACAAAAUACUACCGUUGCGUGAAAUGUGCCGGUGACUUGAAGGUUGGAAUAAACAAUAGUUGUGUAGUUUUGGAUACAUUCACCAAAAAGAAGUUUGACAAGUUUGACAUGUCUUUGUUUGCUCAAUUGGCCAUGAAGAUUAAUUUAAAAUUGGGUGGUUCCAACCAUAGAUUAUCGAGUGGCAGCAGCACCGGCUUGUUUGAUAACAAAAAUGUUCCCGUGUUUAUACUUGGAGCAGACGUGACGCACCCCACUGGCCAACAAAACGAGGACGCAGUCUCCGUUGCUGCAGUUGUUGGCAGUGAGGAUGGCAUUUUCAAUAAAUUUCCUGGUUCCAUUCGAGCUCAAGCUGGCGGCCGGGAAAUCAUUACCGAUGUUAAAUCCAUGGUGUAUGAGAGGUUGGAGAAUUUUCACAAGAAAGUGAAGGGAUUGCCUUCAAAAGUCUUGUUUUACCGUGACGGCGUUUCUGAAGGACAGUAUUACACUGUGUUGAAAGAGGAAUUACCCAAGAUCAAGGCUGCUUUUGUGGAAUACGGUAAGCUGCAUAGCAUGCCAAAUUACAAUCCAAAAAUCACUUUCAUGAUUGUCGUGAAAAGACACCAUACCAGGUUCAUUCCCCUUGAACAGAAUGCUAUAGAUGCCGUGACUAAAGGGAAGGUGGCUGUCACCUCUAAUGAGAAUGUUAUCCCUGGUACCAUCGUUGAUCGUGAUAUCACGUCUAUUGCAUUUUUUGAUUUCUAUAUUCAAUCUCAGCAGGCGUUGCAAGGUACAGGUAUACCAGCACAUUAUUACGUUUUACACGAUGAGAACAAGUACACUUCCGACAAGAUACAACAAAUCACAUACAAUCUUUGUCAUACUUUUGGAAGAGCCACAAAGAGUGUGAAGGUGGUUCCUGCUGCUUAUUAUGCAGACCUUUUGUGCACUCGUGGAAGAUGCUAUGUUGGCUCUGCGAUGAAAGAGGGAGCUACAGGCACCGCGCUUCUCGCUGAGUUCAAGAAAAGAUUGGGCGAUAAUGUUGCCGCUGGAAUCAGGAAUACCAUGUUUUAUAUUUAG